Pseudopipra pipra is the source of this 8852-nucleotide messenger RNA. It is a transcript of the gene PATZ1, whose product is annotated as POZ/BTB and AT hook containing zinc finger 1. Gene Ontology annotation, cellular component: nucleus. Gene Ontology annotation, biological process: regulation of transcription by RNA polymerase II. The record is from RefSeq and is a predicted model, not a curated record. Gene Ontology annotation, molecular function: protein binding; DNA-binding transcription factor activity, RNA polymerase II-specific. Lineage: Eukaryota; Metazoa; Chordata; Aves; Passeriformes; Pipridae.
CCUGCGGGCGCCGGCGGGGCGGCGCAGCCCCCAUGGAGCGGGUGAGCGAGGCCGCCGCCUGCGGCCCCUCGUCGGGCUGCUACACCUACCAGGUGAGCCGGCACAGCGCCGACGUGCUGCACAGCCUCAACCAGCAGCGCAAGAACGGCGGCCGCUUCUGCGACGUGCUCCUCCGCGUGGGCGACGAGAGCUUCCCGGCGCACCGCGCCGUGCUGGCCGCUUGCAGCGAGUACUUCGAGUCGGUGUUCAGCGCCCAGCUGGGCGACGGGGCAGGUGGCGGCGGCGGCGGCGCGGACGGGAGCGCGGCGGAGGCGGCGGCGGCCGGCGGGGCUGCGGCGGCGGCCGGCGGCGCCCCCGGGGGCGGGCGGGAGCUGGAGAUGCACACCAUCAGCUCCAAGGUGUUCGGAGACAUCCUGGACUUUGCCUACACGUCGCGCAUCGUGGUGCGGCUGGAGAGCUUCCCGGAGCUCAUGACGGCCGCCAAGUUCCUGCUGAUGCGCUCGGUGAUUGACAUCUGCCAGGAGGUCAUCAAGCAGUCCAACGUGCAGCUCCUCGUGCCCCCCGCGCGCCCUGACAUUAUGCUGUUCCGUCCGGGGGCUGCCGACCUCGGCUUCCCUCUUGACAUGACCAACGGUGCCGCUUUGGCGCCCAAUGGCAACGGCAUCGCCGGCAUGCCCGAAGACGAGGCCACGCGGGCCGCACUCAGCGCCGCUCAGUCCUCCCUGCCCGUGCUGCAGGGCGUGGACCGCCUGCCCAUGGUGGCAGGACCUCUGUCCCCACCGCUGCUGGCCUCGCCCUUCCAGAACGUUGCUGCUAGUGCCCCCACUUUAAGCACCAAGAGGGGCAGAGGGCGUCCCCGCAAAGCCAACCUCUUGGACUCCAUGAUGUUUGGUACCCCGGGGGGCCUGCGAGAGGCCGGUAUCCUGCCUUGUGGCCUCUGUGGAAUGUUUACGGAUGCUAAUCGUCUUCGGCAGCACGAGGCUCAACAUGGGGUGACGAGCUUACAGCUGGGCUACAUAGACAUCCCACCCCCCAGACUGGGUGAAAAUGGUGUCCCUGGUCAGGAUGACCCCGAUGCACCCCGGAAAAGAAGCAGGACGAGGAAACAGGUGGCCUGUGAGAUCUGUGGCAAGAUUUUUCGGGACGUGUACCACCUGAAUCGGCACAAGCUGUCGCACUCUGGCGAGAAGCCGUACUCUUGUCCGGUGUGUGGCUUGCGGUUCAAGCGGAAAGACAGGAUGUCCUAUCACGUUCGAUCUCACGAUGGCUCUGUGGGAAAGCCCUACAUCUGCCAGAGCUGUGGAAAAGGCUUUUCCAGGCCAGACCACUUGAAUGGACACAUCAAACAGGUGCAUACCUCAGAGAGACCUCACAAGUGUCAGCAGGAAAAUGGCAGCCACCAUGGAAUAAGCUCAGAGACAUCCACAUCCAUAGAAAAGUUGAAACUUCAAGAGACUUGUAAUGCUUCCUUUGCCACUCGUGACCGGCUGCGCUCACACCUGGCCUGUCAUGAAGACAAAGUCCCAUGCCAGGUGUGUGGGAAGUACUUGAGAGCAGCAUAUAUGGCAGAUCACUUGAAGAAGCAUAGUGAAGGACCAAGCAAUUUCUGCACUAUCUGUAACCGAGGUUUCUCCUCUGCCUCCUACUUAAAGGUCCAUGUUAAAACCCACCACGGUGUUCCCCUUCCCCAGGUCUCCAGGCACCAGGAGUCCAUCCCGAAUGGGGGAGCAGCGUUCCACUGCGUCAGGACCUAUGGCAUCAAAGAAGGCCAGAAAUGUUCCCAUUCGGACCCGAUUGAGAGUUCUGAUUCAUACGGAGACCUCUCUGACACCAGUGACCUCAAGACUCCUGAGAAACAGAGCACCAACGGGUCCUUCUCGUGUGAGCUGGCAGUGAGCAAAAACAAAAUGGAGACGGAAGGGGAGAAGAAAUACCCGUGCCCUGAGUGCGGCAGCUUUUUCAGAUCCAAGUCUUAUCUGAACAAACACAUACAGAAAGUUCACGUCAGGGCCCUGGGUGGCCCCUUGGGGGACCUGGGUCCUGCUCUGGGAUCCCCCUUCUCACCCCAACAGAACAUGUCUCUCCUGGAGUCCUUUGGGUUUCAGAUCGUCCAGUCAGCAUUUGCAUCAUCCCUGGUGGAUCCAGAGGUCGACCAGCAACCGAUGGGGCCAGAGGGGAAAUGAGAUCAGUGUGAUCUUAGCAAAGCAGAGCAGCAGUCUGGCUAUAGUGAUAAGAUGCUGUGAAUGAAAGAGGAAAUAAUGGAAUUGGGUUCUAUAGCUGAGAAUUUUUUAUUCAUUUUAGCUUCCCUCUUUGUCUCAUGCCCUACCCCCACCUUUAAACUUCCACCGGGGAGAGGGAGAAAAUGCUUCUUAGCUGAUAAAUUACAGAAGAUGGUGGCCUUGAAUAGGAGACACGACCCAAAACACUAAAUGGAGCUUUAGAGGCUGCUGCUGGUGUUUCUCCAUGUUCUUCUGGAAUAAUGAGAAGUUGCCAGCACUGGUGUGAGAACGAGACAGUCCUAGUGACCGAGGCACCUGGGGAGCUACAGCUACAGGGAGCUAUGGUUUUGUUCUCUCUCUAUUCCCCACCCUCCCUAAACUACCCCAGAAAAACAGUAAGUUUUAAAAACAGACCCACUAUUGAAUAACAUUAAGUAAAAUGCCCCGUGGUUCCUAGCAGGUUACAAUGCAGUUGUCCUUUUAAAACCAGAAAAAGUUUAAAGGAGGUGAGAGAAUUCGAACCCCUUCUGCCUUUGUGAGGCUGUGAGUGCUGCAGCAGGACUGAACUGCUGAGAAAAAUCACCUUUCAGAACAGGUUGUUUUCAUUACUUUUGACCAUUAAACUUGCUGUCAGGUUUUUAAUUCUUUAUUAUUAUUAUUUUAGGACCUGUUGUAGUGAAUUGCUACUGAAAAGCCAGUCUAAGGCGAUACGCAGAGCACUCGUAAAGCAGCAGUCACAUUAGGGUUAGUAUUAAUUUCUUUUUUUUUUUUUAGAUGUACCAUAAUUAAUAACUUGGCUAGUUGGUUGUUUUAAGUCUAUGAAAGGAAUAGUUUGUAUGAAAAGAAAAAAAAAGAAAAAAAAAAAAAGGAAGGAAAAAUACCAUUGCAGUCUGGUUGACUGGUGCUCAUUUUUCAUGUGGGGACCUAGGGUAUGAACACGAUCAGCUAUCGGGUUGACACUAUGUACCACUGACUUGUUUAGUGUGAAUAAACCCAGGGGUUCCCAGAGUGAUUUUGGUUUAAUUGGAUUGGACUCUAUUAAAGAAGUUAGUAUGUUACUUUGCAUCCCCUCGUUUUGUCUGGUUUUUGAGCAAUUCAGCCACCUGUCCAAAAGGUGUGCAAGUGAGAGCCAGUAAGAUGUUAAUCCCACUCUACACUGUGCUGUAUUCUGAGCUGGGCUUUUUGGCCACAGUCGUGCUCUCCUGAUCCUCUAGUCAGGUUUGCAAAAGCCAGUCUUACUCCUUUCUUUUCCAAAGAAGAAAGGUUUCUAGUAUAAGAGGUGGGAAUUGCAAACAGCAUAUCUCUGAAAAAGAAAUGAUUACAAAAUGCAAAGAAGCUGGGCUUUAGGCUGUUACAGGUUCCAUUUAAUCUGAAAAUACCACUUGUGCAGAAAUAAUGUCCUUUCUUGACCCUCCCUUUCCUCCCAUGUUACUUGUCAAGGUUUUAUGUACCAAACCCAGGUAUAAAUGUUGUUUAACACAGGGUUAGGAGUUAGGAAUACUCUGAGUUUUAAUUAUGGUUCUGCUGUUGAUGCUCAAGGUUACAUAGAAGAGUUCCCUGAAUUUAUUCCUAAAUUUCCUAUCUGUGAAGAGUUUUCUCUACAUCACAGAUGUAGAGAGGGUUAAUGAGUGAAGGUUUAAGCAGUGCUUUGGUAAACUGCUUUGUGUUCUGAAUGUCUCUAGAAAGGCCAUUCUGAAGAGCCCAAGCCCCACACCAAACUUGCCUCCCAUGAAACAGUGCCUGUCUCCAUCAUUAAUACAGUGCUGGAGCAGGGCAGAUCCCUCAGAGCAGGAUCCACAUCUGCUGCAGGAGAUGUGCCUGUGUUGAAUGGGAUGGAGCCACAAACUGCUAUUGCACCACAGCUUGCCUUGCCCAGGAGCUCCUGAUCCAAACCCUGCAGCUAAUGCAGAACUGAAAUCAGACACAUUCCCAUUUUGGUUUUAUGUUUGGAUUAUAGAGCCUUUUGUAAGUAUAUGGAUUUUGGAAUGACCUUCUAAAUUCUACAGAGUUAGAAGUUCCAGAUUCUCUUGUUAGAAGCUACUUUUUUGUACUUGCUCUCGAGUGUUAUAAACCCAGGAUGAAUAAUCAAUGGCUUUCUCUUUAUAGCACCAGCACUUUCUAAAUUGAGAGCAUGUUGCAGUGGACUUGAUGUUUUGCUAUUAAUCUGUGUUGGGAGACUGAAGGACAUGUUCUUCUCCAGUCAUCUUCUCCCAGAGUCCCUGGAAUAGGUAUGAGUCUCAUGUAAAAGGAAAAAAACAAGCAAGCAAGCAAACAAACCCACCUUCAGACUAAAGCUUCAUGGAAUUGCUGUUGCUGUACUGGUAAGAUUAGCUGAGAGGUAGAAACAGAACAUUUCAGAAAAGUGACAAAACAUUUUAAAAUACCUUACAAAUCUAAACAGUGCUGAGACAACCUUGUAAACUGCCAAGGAAGUCAGGCUGGAGCAGGCUUUCCAGUCAGCAUAACAAUUCAUGGGGAUUAGCAGAUGCAACUGCAGUCACUCUUUCACUGACAGCUCAUAUUUAAGCCACAAAGUGAAGUUUCUGUUGAACUGAGGCUGGGUGCUGAAAGAGAGAAGUUUGUGUCCCUGAUGUUCCCAUGUGCACUUAAAGAGGGUGCACUAGUCAAAAAAUUUAAUUCCAAAAGCCAAAUCCAGAGUAUAGGAUAUUUUCAUCCUACAUUUAGCUCCACUGACUUUAGUGUUAGUAGUGGGUUGAAUUUUGGCCAUGUCUAUCAAUUUAAUUUUGAAUGCUACAGAAUUUGACCUGGUGAACCCAAUGAAAAGCCUUGAACUAAAACUGAAGCCUUCUAAAACACUAACUGUGCAUUCUGCUUGUCAAAGAAAAUGCUUACUAAGGUGUCAUGAAUACAUUGAAUGAAAACUACUUACUUCUCAGUCUAGGGGACAGGGAAACAAUUAGGCAGGAAGUUUACAAUCCUGAAAUGACAGUUCUAGAUCAUCCUGGUGUAAAUGGGAGAGAUUUGUACCAGCGCAAGAGGCUGGUGCAGGCUCAAUGCCAGCAGGAAUUUGGGCAGAUCUUCAGCAGUGGUGUGUUUUCAGUGCUUUUUGCUUCUUUGGGGGCAUACUGUUCCAUUCUGGACAGUAAAGUAAUCUACAAGCAAAUCCUCUCUAUUCUGUACUUUGGGAAAUGUCUGUUUCUCAUAGAACAUGAGAGAGAUCCAAACAGAAAACCCAGCUCACAAGUUCAGAGUUCAGAGGGAAGUACAUUAGAUGCCCUGAGCUGCAGCCUCACUUGUUGCUAUUACAUUUUAUUUUUAAUUGGCAUAUCAGUGUAUAGGUGAUAGUUCUGAUUUUGGGCCACCCUCCUUUCCUUGUCAUCCCCUUUGGUGGGACUGCAAUCCAGUGUUUGAGUCGGUGCAUGUUUCUGCCAAGAAGGAAACUUCAGUUCAUACAAAUUUGGAUCAUCAGAGUCUUUGUAUUAUAGGAGUCCCAUAACCUUUCAUCUGAGGCUCAGAGUCUUGUGUAUUAGGUAUGAUGAAAACAUCUUCAGUCAUUCAUCAUCUAAACAUUAAAGACAGAUAAGAAAGGAAUAGAUGCUUAUAGGUGAGUGAGUGAAAGAAAGAUGAAGGACUAAAAACCACUUGCAUGCUUAAGUGUUGUGUUAAAUGUAGGGCUGCAGAUUUAUCAGGCUUCUUUUGCUGCCUGAUUUGAUCUUUAUGUAUGUUAAUCCACAACAAAUGCAAGAUAAAGCAAUUUAAUAGGAAUUUGUUCCACACUAAAUUAAAUGAGGUGACAUGACCUUGCAUUUGUCAUGUCUUAAAUGUGUGCAAACAGACUCACUGGUGGGGCUCACCUGGUGCAUGGUAGUGUGGUGCAUGUGAGCUCUCAAUCCUGAGGGAUUUUUGUGGGGAAUUGAUAGCAGAACCAGAAAUUGAACACAGAUUUUUCCUUCUCUCAAUCCAGUGCCUUAUAGUAGGGCAAAGUAUUAUAUGUUGGGGGGAUGAUUUGUUUGUUUUUUAAAGCCAAGAUGGUGUGGAGUUGGUCUUCCUACCAAUCUUUUGAAUAAUUGUAAAUGCCCAGUCACAAUUUUAGACCUGUUUGAGUGCCAGUGACUUAGGGAAUAUUUGUUAUUUCCCAUGUAUUCCCUGAAAUUAUUGUUCCUCCCUCAACUGCUGUCAGCAGUAAGGAAUGACUUGAAUAGAAGAGCUGUGUAACUGAAUGUCUAUCUAACUCAACUAAUUGAAUUGCUAGUAUGAAAGCUAACCUAGAUUUUGUAGGCUCUGUUGUAACUUUAGUGUCUUGUUUUUUCACUAAAUCUUUGUUCCUAGAAAUCAGUAUCUGAACUUAUGUCUUGAGUCGGGAGUGGGGUACCACUUUCAGCUUUAAUUUUUUUUAAGGUGCUUGCUUGAGGAAGUAGAUGCCAAAGUAAACUUCAAAGGAACUCCAGACUUCAGUGUUGGAAGAAUGAACAGAGAGCAAGAGCUCUCUUUGGGUUUCAUGAGAGAUAAAUGGACAAAGUAAAAAACAGCCACCAAAAUUCUAAGUCAUGAAACAGGACAGAAAACAAGAAAAGGCUUUUCUUUACCACCCACAAAAACAAUCAGAUAUUUUCAAUUGUUCAGCAUGGCAGAAACUCUGAGAGCAAGUGCCAAACAAUCCCAUGGAAUGUGCUGGCUUUUUCAGCAUUAUCAUACCUUAACAGCAUUAUCAAUAUCCAAAUGUAAAUCAAGCCAGCUUUGUACUGUUCACCUUUUGCCUGGGCACAAUACCUGAGGUUUAAUGAACAGAACAUAAGCUCACAGUGAAUCUCUGAGCUUAUGCUCUCAGUUCCACUCUGAGAGACAAAACAAAUGAGCAAAGAGGGAAAAAAAAACAAUAGGAAAACUUAAAACAGAUUCUGGAAGAUUCCAGUGUCUCCUGAGAGAGUCACGGUUCUUUAUCCUGAACAUCCUUUUCAAAACAAGAUCCUUCAGCUGUUGUGAGUGAGCCUUUGGGAACAGAUUUGGCUUCCAGCCCAGUGUGCUGCAGCUCCCUGUCCCUGUGGAAGGUGUGUGUUUGGAGCACUGGGCCUGGACCCGGAGGGAGGGAGGCAGGCACGGAGCAGGGAUGCUCCCGGGAUGAGCCACAGGUACUGCCACAGUCAGCAGCACCACACUGGAAUGGUGUCCUCCUGCCUGCUCCCCUGACACCCUCACCCUCCUCACAUCCCUUGCCACUGUGGUACCUACCCAGAUGUGCCCAGCUCUGCAAAUAACUGUGAGCUCUAAAACAAACCAGGGAACUAUUUGGCUAAAAAGAAAAAAAAAACCAACCACUUAAAAAUAGUGAUGUGACAUAACUGCAGAGUGAUGCAGAGCAGGAGCAGGAGCCCUGGCUGUGAGGGGUUGUGGUGAUGGCUGGAAUGGUUUUGGAAUGUUGGUGGAAAACCACAGUUGUGAGCUCUGUGUAGUGGGCAGUGACUGCCUGUUUGUAAAGAAUUAACACCCUGUGUCAUCUCCAGCCUCUUCCUGUGUUUGGUUCCUGUCUGUAAAAUGAGAUGAUGAUAACCCUGGGGUAAGGACGUGCCAGGAUUUGAUUGACAUGCCAAAUUGUGCUGCACAGUCGUGCUGCUGAACUCUGCUACAGAUGUUUGGCCUCACUGACUUCAGGUGUAAUGCAAAGUUAAACAAACAUCUGGCUACAUUUUCCCUGAAAGGUGAGAUAUUUAAAUUCAUUUAAAGGCUGCCUGGCACUAUUGAUCUGCUCUCAGGGUUAAUGUGAAUGAAGCUUUUCCUGGUACUACAAUUUUGGAGACCUGGAGGUGCUCUGAGCUGAGAUGUGCUGAAGGAAGGAGGUAACUGGUACCUUCACUGAUGUUCCAGUGACCCCCUCCCACCUCCUGGUUUCCGUGUGGAACCUACAGCCACUGGCAGCCAGAAUUGCUCUUGAGCAUCCUGCAGUCACACAGUGACCUUGGGUAAGUGACUUUACAAUAAAUCAGUCUCAUGCUUGCUAACAGCUUUUUGGCUGCUGCCUCCACAAACUGGUGCCUUCUCCAGGCAAUUUUUCCAUGCCCUCUGCAAAGCUGUCAGCCUGACUGCUGGCUCUGGGGGAAUCAACCAAGCCUUGCUCUUGGGCUCACAGUUGCUCUUCGGUACUGUUGUAAUCUGAAAGUUUGCUGCAAUUAGUGCAAAUACCAGAGGGAGAAAAUAAAAGGCUGUUCUCAGAUGUCCUGUAGAGUGAACAACUGAAACAUGAGUGUGGGAUGAGCCAGGAAAACUGGCAUUUUUCCCUGGCUGCACGCCAUAUGGAAGAGACAGUGCCUUGGAAGGGAAGGAGCAGAAAAGUUUGCCAUUGGCUCUGAUGAAUCCCAAUCCUGCUUCUACUGAAGUUGUUGGGAAUCCUCCCAUUGUCUUCAGUGUGAGCAAGAAAGGAUCUUAGGUGAGGAUGGAUGACUCUUUCCCUACUUGAAUGAAGUCUCUUGCCUAUUUAUGGGCCUGCUUCUAUUGAAACCGAGCCUGUUUUAGCCUUUUUGGGUUCUUAGGGACCUGUUUGUAUAAAGCAACUUACCUACCUAUCUUUUUUUUUUCUAUUGUGUGUAUUUUUUGUAUGUUCUGUUGGAAGGUGAAGCCUCUGUAGAAGGGGAUACAAAACCUGAUUUUUAAAUAGUAAUAAACCAAAAGAGAAUUAAA